UGUUGACGGGGUAUGGUGGUGUUGUGUAUGGAAAUUCGAAAUCGAUGUUGAUCAAUUGUCCGAUGAAGUUGCGGAUUUGAUUUAUUACACCCAAAGUGUAAAAAUAUAUAGCUGCACAAUUUUAAGCUGUGCACUCAUUGAUGUAGGAAGAAUCGGAUAUUUGCUGACGAAGACUUUUGUUUCGGUUUACCUUUGAAAUCAUCGCACAGCUAUUGAUUUUAAGAAUGAAGGGGCAAGAUGCUGAGAAGUAACGUGAGGGCAAACUGCAUUCAACAUGGAUGCUGUCGAUGUCGCGGGAGUCUUGGAAUUUGACUGCAUAGUCUUAAGAGACGAGCUGUUGGAUUCCAGAGAAGCCAUUCAGCGAGUUAUAGCAGAGAAGUGGGCGUUCGCAAAAGAGGAAGUGGGGAAGUCUCGGUCUCGAUGCAGUGAGGAAGCGUCUGAUGUGGGUGUCCAAGUUGAAGGGGAAGUUGUGUAUCUCAAUGUGGAGGAAGAGGAGGAUCAAGAUGUUGAUGUGGAGGGAGAUGAAACAACAUCAGUUACUCAACCACCUGGGAAUAUCGAAUCUCGAGGCGUCAGCAGUGCAGACCGCGACAUCACACUGGCCGGAGCUCGAGGUGUGACAGAGUCAAAAGAGACAAAGAAGUCCUACAGUCCCGUACGGUCGGAGGGAGCGGCCGAGUGCGACAGAAGUUUGCUGCCGGCCACUUCUCCUCCUUCCACCUGCAGUUCGUGCACGCGCCAUUUCUCGUCGGAGGCAGAUCGCACGAAUCACGUCUGUGUGGUCACGAGUGAAAUGCGGAGAUCGCCCCGGAGAGGAUUUUCCGGCUCUACGUCCACGGUCGACUCUGACGUCCGGCAGGUACCUAAGGUCGCGGAGGGUGAAAUUCUCUCCGACGAGUGUGACGGGGUGCCGUGUCCGGAGGACUCUGCGGUCACUCUCGCUACACGGGGGAGCGAAGUCAGCUCGGCACACGGAGAUUCUCGUAGUGGCCGCGUCCCGGCACCUUCCGAAGCUGCGGCAUCGGUUCUCUCGGAGGCUGCUGCCGGCACUCACGCGUACUUGUGGAAAUCUGCCUUGGGCGUGUGUGGAAUCUGUGGAAAAAUUUUCAAUAACAACUCUAACCUAAAGAGACACGCUCUGGUACACGGCAGUGGGAUUUUCCUCACGUGCGACGUCUGCGGCAAGUUUUUUCCCGACCGGUGCUCUCUCUGGAGGCACAAAGAACAGCACGGCGGAAAGAGCCAGUCCAAGAUGUACAAGUGUAACGUAUGUGGUAAAUGUGUAAAUAGUAACACUUCACUGAGGAAGCACAGGUCCCAGCACGUACAGCCUUACGUGUGCGACAUAUGUGGCGAAUCGUUCCAUCGGGCCAGCGGCCUGCAGAUACACAAAUACUUGCACGUCAGAUAGUAUCGAUUUACGUCUCUGUAAGUGUACGCCGUGCUCGAGCUCGCUUGUGGUGUUUGUUGCUCUUCUCUUAUGAGCUUACUGAGCCAUAUGUGUGGCCCAAAAUAGUGAUUCGUUUCCACAAAAUAUGUCAAAUAUAUGAACUGUCUGAGGAGGGCUCACACUGGACACUCAAUAUUGGCAAAGUUUAUUGUGUUUUCUGUGCAUUUCAGAGUGCAGUAGCUGUCAUUCCUGUAGCACACAAAGCAGUUUGCACUUGGUAAGGUGACCUUUGAAGCCCACCAACACUGAAUUUCUAUCCGUAUGUUAAGAUUGAGCUUUUAUUUUUAAAGCAAAUAAUGCACAUCCUGGUUAUCUACAGACGUUUUUGUCAUUUUUGAGUACAGUCUCCAUUGUUUGUGCAAGUUUUCGCCAAUGUCUAAAUCUUCUUGUGGCGGAAGUCUGUUCUGACUGCCAGACGAGUGUGUUCCGUUGCUUUCUGACUUCGCAUCUGUUACUCCGGACCUAAAAAGGGAGUAGACGCAGGACAGUGUCAGAAGGUGUUAUUUUGCUGUUACUGGGACACGAAUUGUACAGUGCUUCGCACAGCUUCGAAAGUGUCUGAAAGUACUGCACAGCGUUUGUGGUCUGUCUAUGUUUGAGAACAUUAACGGGAAUGCAACCCUCUGUGUCAUAGAAAAUGCUGCCCACUGCUUUUUCAGCAAAUUUUACUGUCCGUACUUUCUUUUCUGACAGCAAAUCCCAGUGGAGCCCUUCCGUCCUCUGACAUUUAGUUCAGGCACGUAAUGACAAAACCAGCUUUCAUUUCCUGUCGUAAUACUCCUCAAAAACUGCCUCUUACAUUUUGAAAUUGUUUGAGGUUUUGGAUGGCAGUUGUUUUCUAAACUACAGUCUUUGAUCAAAUGCAGGACUCGGAGGGUACAAAUUUCUCAGUAAUUCGAGCUCUGAAUUGUAUCCUGCAUUGCACUUUGUCCUAUUGUAAGAAUUGUUGAGAUCUCAUUCACAGUGACAUAUCUGUCAUUCUGUAACUCUUUUCUUUUCGGGUACUACGGAGGGCACGUACUGUGGGCUGAUGUGGGAUGUUUGUGUUCCCACUUUUUAAUGUUUUCCUAACUCCACUGGUGCCCGUGCAUAUAUAUCUACAUGCAUGCUGAAGUCUGAGAGAAGAAUUUAGCAGCAAUUAUUUCCUUCUUAACAAGAAACUAAGUAAAAGUAAGCUGUUGAAAUGAACAUCGAUACUGGUCAUUUCGUAAAUAUAGCACCUGCUCACGUGGUAGAUGUUUAUUGAUCUCACAAAUAUGUAAACGUAAAGUUUGUAGUUUAGGAUGCUGCAGUUGUAAGAAAGGAUUGCUCAAAAGUUCAGUAUGGCUCCUGUUCAUUAUGAGCAUUGUUGUUGUGAUAGUAUACUAACCCGUCUGUGUGAAACGUGGCUUUGUAUGAGCAGAGCAGGUUUUCAUUAUCCAUUGUCUCUAAAACUACAUUACUUUAUAGGAUGCAAAAUCUUCCACCUGCAGACUUUACAUGGAUGCCACAUGGCUUCUUCCUCCACCUCUUCUUCUCUUUCAGCAUUAUCACAAAAGAAAUUGUGGUAGUGUAUGAUUUUAUGGGAUGAGGAAAUUUUAAGAUUCCACUUGCUUGAUGUUGCUGUUAAUACCACGCUUCACCAUUUCUUCCAAUAAUAUUUCUCUUCAUAACAGUUACAAUAAUCAUUAAUGACAGUGGAGGGUUAUUUGGAAGAAAGUGAUACAUGAGGAAAACUGACCUGUGAGGUAUUAGCACCGAAGUGUUUACCGGUAUACUUUCAGUUGCAUAAUUGUUUAAAUUAUUCUACUGUCAAUUCUGUAGCUAUGGGUGUUUUUCCUAUAGAAACAUAUAUUUUUAAAUGAUUUAUGUAGUGUAUAUUUUUAAAUAAAUUAUGUAUGUGCCUCGUCACUCCUUAAAUAAAUGCAUAAUUUUUG
This is a messenger RNA of Schistocerca nitens (vagrant locust), 3366 nucleotides long. Its product is annotated as zinc finger protein 227-like. The record is from RefSeq and is a predicted model, not a curated record. NCBI's taxonomy places the organism in Eukaryota, Metazoa, Arthropoda, Insecta, Orthoptera, Acrididae. Bases 275 to 1411 code for a protein of 378 amino acids. The transcript has 6 exons. Gene Ontology annotation, molecular function: protein binding.